Messenger RNA from Syzygium oleosum, 780 nucleotides. Its product is annotated as basic transcription factor 3-like. NCBI's taxonomy places the organism in Eukaryota, Viridiplantae, Streptophyta, Magnoliopsida, Myrtales, Myrtaceae. The record is from RefSeq and is a predicted model, not a curated record. The transcript has 6 exons. Bases 138 to 638 code for a protein of 166 amino acids. Gene Ontology annotation, cellular component: cytosol; nascent polypeptide-associated complex.
GGCAAAAAUCCUUAAAUUAUAGCGAGCGCCGUCUGAGGGCUCUCUCGCUCUUCUCUUAUCUUCUUCUUCUUCUUCUCCUUCCCCCAAAACCCCAACCCUCCGCUCUUCCUCAGUCGGACCCAAAAACCCUAGCGGAGAUGAAUAGGGAGAGGCUUAUGAAGAUGGCGGGUUCUGUCCGCACUGGUGGAAAGGGUACCGUGAGAAGAAAGAAGAAGGCUGUUCAUAAGACCACCACGACAGAUGAUAAAAGGCUUCAAAGCACCCUGAAGAGAAUUGGGGUGAAUGCCAUCCCUGCGAUUGAAGAAGUCAACAUUUUUAAGGAUGAUGUAGUUAUCCAGUUUUUGAAUCCCAAAGUUCAAGCGUCCAUUGCUGCAAAUACCUGGGUAGUUAGUGGUUCUCCUCAGACCAAGAAGCUACAGGAUAUCCUCCCUGGCAUCAUUAACCAAUUAGGUCCUGAUAACUUGGACAACCUGAGGAAGUUGGCAGAGCAAUUCCAGAAGCAGGCGCCUGGUGCGGCCACUGGUUCUGGUGCCACUGCGCAGGAUGACGACGAUGACGAAGUCCCUGAGCUUGUACCUGGCGAGACCUUUGAGGCUGCCGCUGAAGAGGGUGAGGGUCAGGCGACUCAGGCCUCCUAGAGAGAGGGAUUAUUAUUGUCAUUUCAAUACUUGUAGUGCUAUUAAAAUCCUUAUUUUCUCUCGUCUGUCUUUCCAUUUUACUUUCAACGAAUUGUUUUAAUCUCGUGAGCCUUGUGAAAUCUGAGCAGUUCUCUUACUCAAA